Calidris pugnax (ruff) is the source of this 663-nucleotide messenger RNA. Its product is annotated as E3 ubiquitin-protein ligase HUWE1-like. Bases 1 to 663 code for a protein of 220 amino acids. Lineage: Eukaryota; Metazoa; Chordata; Aves; Charadriiformes; Scolopacidae. The record is from RefSeq and is a predicted model, not a curated record. The transcript has 4 exons.
AUGUCCCCAAGUGUCCUCAACGUUGUCCCCGACAUUGUCCCCUGUGUCCCCGCAGCGGCCAGCCCCGAGGAGGGCCGGGAGGGCCGGAAGGAGAAGGACGGGGACCGCGGUGACGACCGUCAACGGCCCAAGGCCACCAAACCCUUGAUGCCAACCUCCACCAUCCUGCGCCUCCUGGCGGAGCUGGUGCGCUCCUACGUGGGCAUCGCCACCCUCAUCGCCAACUACAGCUACACCGUCGGCCAGUCCGAGCUCAUCAAGGAGGACUGCAGCGUCUUGGCCUUUGUCCUGGACCACCUCCUGCCCCACACGCAGAACGCCGAGGACAAGGACACGCCGGCGCUGGCCCGGCUCUUCUUGGCCAGUCUGGCGGCGGCCGGCAGUGGCACCGACGCCCAGGUGGCACUGGUCAACGAGGUGAAGGCGGCCUUGGGCCGGGCGCUGGCCAUGGCCGAGAGCACCGAGAAGCACGCCAGGCUCCAAGCCGUCAUGUGCAUCAUCAGCACCAUCAUGGAGUCCUGCCCCUCCACCUCCAGCUUCUACAGCAGCGCCACCAAGACCCAACACAACGGCAUGAACAACAUCAUCCGCCUCUUCCUCAAGAAGGGCUUGGUCAACGACCUGGCGCGGGUGCCCCACAGCUUGGACCUCUCCAGGUCUUGA